Molecule: messenger RNA, 1176 nt
Organism: Talaromyces proteolyticus
Lineage: Eukaryota; Fungi; Ascomycota; Eurotiomycetes; Eurotiales; Trichocomaceae
Product: S-adenosylmethionine synthetase
Exons: 5
Coding region: 1-1176 (391 amino acids)
Biological process (GO): S-adenosylmethionine biosynthetic process
Cellular component (GO): cytosol
Molecular function (GO): ATP binding; methionine adenosyltransferase activity
Source: RefSeq, a predicted model, not a curated record
AUGGGCAGCAUCAGCAACGGAACCACCCCCUCGGGGACUUUCCUCUUCACCUCCGAGUCCGUGGGUGAGGGCCACCCCGACAAGAUGGCUGACCAGAUCUCCGACGCCGUUCUCGACGCCUGCUUAGCUGAGGAUCCCCUCUCCAAGGUUGCCUGUGAGACUGCCACCAAGACUGGUAUGGUGAUGGUUUUCGGUGAAAUCACUACCAAGGCUAGACUCGACUACCAAAAGAUCAUCCGUGAUGCCGUCAAGGACAUCGGAUACGAUUCGUCCGACAAGGGCUUCGACUACAAGACCUGCAACGUCCUCGUUGCCAUUGAGCAGCAGUCCCCAGAUAUUGCCCAGGGUCUGCACUACGACGAGGCCCUAGAGAAGCUUGGUGCUGGUGACCAGGGUAUCAUGUUCGGCUAUGCCACCGACGAGACCCCCGAGCUCCUCCCCCUCACUCUCCUGCUGUCCCACAAGCUCAACCGUGCCUUGAAGCAGGGUCGUCUUGAUGGAACCGUCCCAUGGGUCCGUCCUGACACCAAGACCCAGGUCACCGUUGAGUAUGCCCACGACAACGGUGCUGUUAAGCCCCUCCGUGUCGAUACCGUCGUCAUCUCUGCCCAACACAGCCCCGAUGUCACCACCGAGACCGUCCGCAAGGAGCUCCUCGAGAAGGUCAUCAGGAAGACCAUCCCUGCCGAGCUUUUGGAUGACAAGACCGUCUUCCACCUCCAGCCCUCUGGCCUUUUCAUCAUCGGUGGUCCUCAGGGUGAUGCCGGUUUGACCGGUCGUAAGAUCAUUGUCGACACCUACGGUGGCUGGGGUGCUCACGGUGGUGGUGCUUUCUCCGGAAAGGAUUACUCCAAGGUCGACCGAUCGGCCGCCUACGUCGCUCGCUGGAUUGCCAAGUCUCUGGUCAAUGCUAAGCUUGCUCGCCGUGCUCUCGUUCAGCUGUCGUAUGCCAUUGGUGUCGCCGAGCCCCUCUCCAUCUUCGUCGAGACCUACGGUACCUCGUCCAAGAGCUCGACCGAGCUUGUCCAGAUCAUCCGCGACAACUUCGACCUCCGCCCCGGCGUCAUCGUCAAGGAGCUUGACCUGGCCAAGCCCAUCUACUUCCAGACUGCUAAGAACGGCCACUUCACCAACCAGGACUUCUCCUGGGAGAAGCCCAAGACCCUCAAGUUCUAA